AUCUGUAUACUUGUUUCAGAACAUAACAAGGUUUUUUUUUUCAGUCAAGGUUUUUUGUUUAUUAUUGUCAUUUGUAUUAUUUUUAGUAAUAAUAAUUUCCUAUAAUUAUUACCAAGUUUGGAAUUUACUACUUCAAAGGCUGGAACUUAAGAAGAAGAUAGAGUAGUGAAUUGGGAUUGAUUAAUAAUCAAAUAUUUAUUCGUGUGUCUUUAUCAACCAGAAGCAUAUGCUUUUAUACUUAUCUUUGUCAUUAUAAUCAUUAAAUAUGCUGAAUACUAUAAUAACAGCAAAUGAAAUUACAUUGCCACCCCUAAGGACAAGAAUUUUACAAUCACUAUCAACAAAACCAAGAUUGGCAAGAUUAAAGGAUUUUGAAGUGAUAGAGAAGUUGGGUCAAGGUACAUUUGGGGUUGUUCAAAAGGCAAAAGAUAAGCAAACUGGAGAUUUAGUGGCUAUAAAACAAUUACUUAAUCAUUCAGCAAAGGAAGGAUUUCCUAUAACUGCCUUAAGAGAAAUAACAAUUUUAAAACAAUUACAUCAUGAAAAUGUAUUAAGUAUAAGCAAAAUCAUCUUUGAAGAGCCAAGAUUAAGUAAUCCAGAAGCGAUCAUUAAUACUAGAGGUUGUUUUUAUACCGUUUCACAUUAUAUGUCCAGUGAUUUAGUUGGACUACUUGAAAAUCCAAAUGUUAACUUGAAGUUAACUCAUAUAAAAUGUAUCAUGGAACAACUACUAACAGGUAUAAAUUACAUUCAUCAACAAAGAUACUUACAUAGAGAUAUAAAAGCAGCUAAUAUUUUAAUAGAUUCAGCCGGGGUAUUAAAAAUUGCUGAUUUUGGUUUAGCUAGAGUAUAUCAUGGUCAUACUCCAGAAUUAGCCUUGGGACCAGGUGGAGGUGAAAGAAAUUAUACCGGUUUAGUGGUUACUAGAUGGUAUAGACCUCCAGAAUUAUUAUUAGGUGAAAGAAAAUAUACUACUGCUGUUGAUAUGUGGGGUAUUGGUUGUGUGUUUGCAGAAUUAUUUACCCGUAAACCAAUAUUGGUAGGACAAUCUGAUGCUCAUCAAGCUCAACUUGUAUUUGGUUUAGUUGGUUCACCAGCUAGUUGGACUCAUGCUGCUUCAUUACCAAAUAAAAAUGAUUAUGCUAUUGGAUUAAAUGGUUCAAGAACUUUGGAAUCAAAAUAUGAGGGUAUUAUACCUGAAGAUGGUAUAAGACUCUUAAGUGGUUUAUUGACACUAGAUCCAUAUAAGAGAUAUAAUGCUCUUGAUGCUUUAAAUCAUGAAUUUUUCAGAAAUGAACCACUUCCUAUGCGUCCUGAAGAAUUACCUAAAUUUGAAGAAAGUCAUGAAAUUGAUAAAGAGAGGUUCAAGAAAUUACGUGAGUCAAUCAAAUCAGGUUAUCAAUCAACAACUGUAAAUGCUAACAAUAAUAAUAACAACCAUUCCUAUGUGACUCCAUUUGGUGGAGAAAAACAUGAAAGUAGCUAUGAACAAUCAACAGGAGCGAAGACUUCUGAACCACAAGAGUUUGACUACGGAAGAGAUAACAGACAUGAUACUUAUAUACCCAAAAGUAGAUCCAAUCAUGAUAGUUACAAUCGUACUAGCAAUAGUACAAACGGUGAUGGUGAAUCUGAAAGAAAUCCUAGAAACGCCGAAAGUUCGAUUAGUACCAAUCACAGAGAGUAUUAUUUAAGCUACAGUACCAAGCCUGCUCCGAAGGCUCCAAGUUCGAACACCACUACCACUACCAUAACUACCACGACUACAACUACGACCAAUACUACUACGGACAGUAGUACACCAACGAAACCUUCUCUUCCAGGAGUAAAGUCAAUACAUAAAGAUUCAAAGACUCCAGGUUCGAAUUUGAACUCGCCUACAGCGGAUAAAUUUUUAAAGGUUGAAAAUGGAUUUGUAUCAAAUAGAAGCUCACCAUAUGUCGGAGGUAUGGAAGGUAUAUCUAGACCUAAAACGCCAAAAUUGGUUUUACAGGAUAAAGAAGGAAAUGUAACUAGACCAAGCUCAAAAUCUGGAAGAAGUUUGUCGUCUUCAGGAAGUGUCACAACAGAGGAGCCAGUGAAAGUUAAAGUGGAGGCUGUGAGAAUGCCAGAGAAACGGAAACCAGCCCCACAAGAAAAGGAUGCAUUGUCAUUCAUCAAGAAGUUACAUUUAAAAUCACCAAGACCAAAAGAUAACGAUUCUGGCAGUGAUUCGUCGGCAUCAUCCAAAAGUAGUGCAUUAAGAAAACCAUCAGCGAAACUUAAACAAAUUGCAUCUAAUGUAUCAAGUAAAUUUGCUAAUAAGGAUCGUAAGAGACCAUUAAGUCAAUCACCAACUGAAUUCAAAAAGAAAGCAAGGUUUGAAGUUGAUGAUGACAGUGAUCUCAGUGAAGGUGAAGAUAUCGAUAGCAAUGAUGCCAAGACCCUUAGUGACUUUUUGGAUCGUAAUGCAUGGAUUAAAGAACCAGAGUAUAGAAAGUUCUGUUAUGAGCUUAUAAGAUUUCAAAGCUCUGAAAAUUAAAUUUUUCCACCACCAUUGUAAUAUUAGUAGUACAUAAGAAUAUAUAGUGUCAGCUGUGUAAUUCAACUUGAGUUACAUUUUUGUAUAUAACAGAGUUAUUCUUAACGAACGAUUUUUUCGCAAACGAUAAUGAUUAAUAUAGAAUUCAUAAUAGAUCUCAAGAGAUAACUUUUUGUAAAUCCAAUUUUGGAUGCAUUUACGAUUAUGCGAAUUCGGAUGAGGGCCACACCAUAGUACGGAAAGGUGCA
This is a messenger RNA of Scheffersomyces coipomensis, 2769 nucleotides long. It is a transcript of the gene CRK1, whose product is annotated as cyclin-dependent serine/threonine protein kinase. The transcript has a single exon. Lineage: Eukaryota; Fungi; Ascomycota; Pichiomycetes; Serinales; Debaryomycetaceae. The record is from RefSeq and is a predicted model, not a curated record. Bases 266 to 2521 code for a protein of 751 amino acids. Gene Ontology annotation, cellular component: nucleus; cyclin/CDK positive transcription elongation factor complex. Gene Ontology annotation, molecular function: cyclin binding; ATP binding; RNA polymerase II CTD heptapeptide repeat kinase activity. Gene Ontology annotation, biological process: protein phosphorylation; positive regulation of transcription elongation by RNA polymerase II.